UCUGUCUCCUCCUUUCCUUCAAAAGCAAGGAAUAAAAUCACAGCGGGGGAAAACCUGAUAAUCCUUGACACUGUUUCCAUUAUUUACUCAUUCCGCUCCUCGGUUUAUCUUUAGGAAAGCUCCAAACUCCAGACUUUGAAAUUUCGAAUCUGUAAAAUUGGUUCACCAGAAAAGGAAAGUUCACUACUUUAUAUGAGCUGAAAUCUCUGGGAAUCCAAACAGGCAUUAACUCUUUUUGGACCCUACUUUGUAUUUUUCUACAGCCAAGUAUUGGGUUUUUAUUUGAAUAUUUCUAUUUAUAAAGGAGGAAGAGAUUUUUGGGUUUUCUUUGGUGGAGUAUAAUUAUGGUGUAUUGAAAAGAAAAUUACAGAGUAAGAAAUAACAAGAAGAGGAAGAGUUGGUGAUGGUGAUUUGAUAUGUGGACCUAGUCUUUUUGGGUUUUUCUUCAAGGGUUUGAUUACAAAUUUCUGGUUAAAAGAGUCUGAACAGGAAUAUGCCUGCUGAAUCAAAUAUGAUGAGGAGAGCACCAACAAUUCAACAUUUGAAUAACUCAGCAGGAGAUCUUGACAGUGAAGUGGGUGUUUCAGAGUUUGCAAGAUACACAGUACACAUUCCCCCUACGCCUGAUAAUCAGCCAAUGGAAAUCUCUAUGCAGUCACCGAAUCGGCAUGUUUCUAGAACUGUUCAUGACACAGGCCACGCCCAGAUGGUUGGCUCAACAAGGUCAAUAUGUGCUGUACCUGGAUGCAAUCGUGAGAUCAUAAGUGAUGAGGAAGGUAUAGAUAUAGUCCCUUGUGAAUGUGGUUUCAAGAUUUGUAGAGCUUGCUACAGAGACACAAUUAGUGCUGGUAAUGGCGCUGAGGUUUGUCCUGGGUGUAAAGAGCCUUAUAGGAGGUUGUAUGUGUCUGAUGGGGAAGAAAAGUUGUCAUUGGUGAAGUCGUCGUUCACAAAAUCGCCAACAAAGUCUUCGGAGAGAGCUUUGACAAAAAGUCGGACUAAUGAGUUUGAUUACACAAAUUAUUUGUUUGAAUCAAAGAGAAAUUAUGGGUAUGGAAAUGCUGUCUGGCCAAGAGGCGAUGAUAGUGGGAAUGAUAAGGGUGUCAGUAAUGGAAUUGAUGGGGACACCAAAGUUUUUAAUGACAAACAAUGGAAGCCGCUUACUCGGAAAGUGAAAAUAUCUGCUGCAAUUCUUAGUCCAUACCGGCUCUUGAUCUUGAUUCGAAUAUUGGCUCUUGGAUUAUUUCUAUUUUGGAGGAUUACAAAUCCUAAUGAAGAUGCAAUCUGGUUGUGGGGUAUGUCUGUGGUUUGUGAAAUCUGGUUUGCCUUCUCUUGGCUACUAGAUCAGCUUCCUAAGCUCUGUCCUGUUAAUCGUGCCACGGAUCUUGAUGUCCUAAAGGAGAAGUUUGAAACACCUAAUUCUUAUAAUCCACUAGGAAAAUCUGAUCUACCUGGCAUAGAUGUCUUUGUUUCUACUGCAGACCCAGAGAAAGAACCUCCUCUUGUUACUGCAAACACCAUUCUGUCAAUUCUAGCAGCUGACUAUCCUGUUGAUAAGAUUUCAUGUUAUGUGUCUGAUGAUGGAGGUGCGCUUCUUACGUUUGAGGCCAUGGCAGAGGCUGCUAGUUUUGCCCAAAUCUGGGUUCCUUUUUGUCGGAAACAUGAUAUCCAACCACGAAAUCCUGAGUCUUAUUUUAACCUGAAAAGGGAUCCCUACAAGGAUCAAGUUCGUCCUGAUUUUGUCAGAGAUCGGAGGAAGGUGAAACGUGAGUAUGAUGAGUUCAAGGUGAGGGUCAAUGGUCUUUCUGAUUCAAUCCGACGAAGAUCUGAUGCCUAUAAUACUCGGGAAGAGAUGAAGGUUUUGAAAAAUUGGAGAGAGAACAAUGGGGAUGAACCAAUGGAAAGUUUGAAGAUUUCAAAAGCUACAUGGAUGGCUGAUGGAACUCACUGGCCUGGGACAUGGACUGUUCCUGCCCCUGAGCACUCAAGGGGUGAUCAUGCGAGCAUCAUACAGGUGAUGUUGGAUCCUCCCAGUGCUGAGCCACUAAAAGCUACUGAAGUUAAUGAAACUUCAAUGGAUGUCAGAGAGGUUGAUAUUCGCCUUCCUAUGCUGGUUUAUGUUAGUCGUGAAAAACGGCCUGGUUAUGAUCACAACAAGAAAGCAGGAGCCAUGAAUGCUCUGGUUCGAGCAUCAGCAAUAAUGUCCAACGGCCCUUUCAUUCUUAAUCUUGACUGCGAUCACUAUAUCUACAAUUCUGAAGCAUUGAGAGAAGGCAUGUGCUUCAUGAUGGAUCGUGGAGGAGAGCGCAUUUGCUAUGUUCAGUUUCCUCAGAGGUUUGAAGGAAUUGAUCCAUCCGAUCGAUAUGCUAAUCACAAUACUGUUUUCUUUGAUGUAAAUAUGCGAGCACUUGAUGGCCUUCAGGGUCCAGUUUAUGUUGGAACUGGAUGCCUCUUUCGCCGGACUGCACUUUAUGGUUUUGAACCACCUCAGUUGGAAGAGCAGACUGGUUGUUGCAGCUGUUGCUUUCCUCGCCGCAAGAAGUCUGCAACUGUUGCUUCUGUCCCUGAAGGAGAUGAUGAAGAGAUGCAACUCACUCUUAUUCCCAAGAGGUUUGGAAACUCCUGUAUGCUUGUUGACUCUAUCAGAGUGGCUGCAUACGAGGGCCAGCCUCUCGCUGAUCAUCCUUCUAUACAAAAUGGACGAAAGCCUGGUGCUCUGACAGCUUCAAGGGAGCCUCUGGAUCCCCCCACAGUUGGUGAAGCAGUAAAUGUAAUC
Carica papaya (papaya) is the source of this 2773-nucleotide messenger RNA. RefSeq names its product cellulose synthase-like D6 (gene CSLD6). The record is from RefSeq and is a predicted model, not a curated record. Gene Ontology annotation, cellular component: membrane. Gene Ontology annotation, molecular function: cellulose synthase (UDP-forming) activity. Gene Ontology annotation, biological process: cellulose biosynthetic process. Lineage: Eukaryota; Viridiplantae; Streptophyta; Magnoliopsida; Brassicales; Caricaceae.